Molecule: messenger RNA, 618 nt
Organism: Equus quagga
Lineage: Eukaryota; Metazoa; Chordata; Mammalia; Perissodactyla; Equidae
Gene: NKAIN4
Product: sodium/potassium transporting ATPase interacting 4
Exons: 6
Coding region: 1-618 (205 amino acids)
Biological process (GO): regulation of sodium ion transport
Source: RefSeq, a predicted model, not a curated record
AUGGGCUGCUGCUCCGGCCGCUGCACGUUCAUCUUCCUCUGUACUUUCCAGCUGGUCACCGCCCUGGAGCGGCAGGUGUUCGACUUCCUGGGCUACCAGUGGGCACCCAUCCUGGCCACCUUCAUCCACAUCGUCGUGGUCAUCCUGGGGCUCUUCGGCACUAUCCAGUACCGGCCUCGCUACGUUGUGGUGUAUGCUGUGUGGGCGGCCGUCUGGGUCACCUGGAACGUUUUCAUCAUCUGCUUCUACCUGGAAGUGGGGGGCCUCUCGAAGGACAGUGAGCUCCUGACCUUCAACCUCUCCCGCCACCACUCCUGGUGGCGUGAGCAUGGCCUGGGCUGUGUGCGUGAGGAGCCGGCGGCCAGCCUGGGGCUCCUAGACAGCCAGGCCCCGGUGCCGGGUGAUGGCUGCGCCCUGGAGCAUGGCUACGUGGAGGCCCUGCACAGCGCCCUGCAGAUCCUGGUGGCGCUCGUGGGCUUUGUCUGUGCCUGCUAUGUGAUCAGCAUUUUCACCGAGGAGGAAGAUAGCUUUGAUUUCAUUGGUGGAUUUGAUCCAUUUCCUCUCUACCAUGUCCAUGAAAAGCCUUCCAGCCUCUUGUUCAAGCAGGCUUACUUGUAA